This is a messenger RNA of Porites evermanni, 1639 nucleotides long. The record is from the annotation of a GenBank genome assembly. Lineage: Eukaryota; Metazoa; Cnidaria; Anthozoa; Scleractinia; Poritidae.
AUGAAUCGUGUAAACGCCGAUAGAAAUGUCAAUGCUGACACAGCCAAGAGUGUCGGGGAGAAGAUUCUAUCGUCAAUGAAUGGAAUGUUAGCCACAGAUAACUCAUUCAAACGAAGUUCCCUGGUAGUCACUAUGGCAUCGAAGUCCUUCGUAAAGAUUGACAAUGACCAAGUACACUUGUCCCUGAAAUUUUAUUUCAGCGGCUCAUCAUCGCCUGUGAUAAUUUCGAGCUUCAAGAAUUAUUUCAGUACGAGCUCUGCACAUAUCCCACAGCUCCUUUCGAUUCCCCAUUCACGUUAAGGCAUCCACAAAAGCCCGGCAGCCGCUAGCAGAUACACCAUGGACAGAGCUUACACCAGAGGCCAAGACUCUGUACAGUACAUGCUGGACGGAGGUGCUCUUCUCCAUUGAGUCCCAUGGCCAAGAGAGCCGGGUUCUCCUAAUUACAAGGAAGUGUGCGACUUACAUUGAACUUACCUGCAAAGGAAGUACGGAAGAGCGACAGUUGUGUUUGACGGGUACGACCAUAUGUCAACUAAAUCUAUAAUACAGCAGAGGUGCGUUUCAGCGAAGGUUGCUGCCACUGUCACCUUUUCAGGAAGCAUGACUAUAACUAUGAAGAAGAAUAACUUUCUCUCGCAUCCCAAGAACAAACAAAGCUUUCUGUUAAUACUAUCUGAGACUCUCCAGAAUGCAGGAUACGUAACACAGUCAGGGGUUUCAAUAAAAGUUGAAAUAGCCAGCGGGUUUGAAUAGAGUAACCGAAUGUGUAUCAACAUGGGACCAUUAGUCCCCUUUUUCUAGGGGAAAAGUUUGAAAUUUCAAAGCCCUAAAAUGCGAUUUUCAGCGUUCUGGGGACUAAAUGUGUGAACAAAAGAGCGUGUUUUUCAUUCAAAAAAAAAUCUAGCUCUCAAUUUAUUUGUCCCACAGUCAAUUCCUACAAGCAAUGAACAAAUGAACGUACUUUAAUUUGCACGUAAACAAAUUCUGCGUAAACCUAUAAAAGAAACUUGUGAAAAAAAUGACUUAAGUAUAGCGUUCACAUGGCUAAAGGAUUACGGAAAACUAGUGGGCCUUUACGAAAACACAUCAUAAUUACGUUGUCAUUCAGAUUUUAUGAUAUCUUUUUGUGUACAACGUUAUCAAACUAGUUGCUUCUUCUUUGUAGAAAAAAGUUGCCGCCUCAAGCAAAGUAGCCGAAACGUUUCGUCGGCCAUCGGUGCUUAUUGAAACCCCUGAACACACCACACAAAUGGUGACGCCGACCUUCUUAUAGUCAAAACCGCGAUAGAGUCUACCCGAACAAAUACCACAGUUCUAGCUGGGGAUGACACAGAUUUGUUAGUCCUUCUGUGUUAUCAUGCUUCCGAAGUUGUCUGUGACCUCUAUUAAACACCAGAACCAAAGGCAAACGCAAGAGGUGCACGCGUCUGCCAUAUGAAGAGAGUCAAAGAACAGCUGGGUAAGGAAGUUUGCAGUAAUCUUUUUUCUUCACGCCGUCAGCGAUGCGACACGACAUCACUCCUCUAUGGAGUUGGCAAGGCAACAGCUCAGUGAGAAUUUGAGACUGUGCUACACUUCAAAGAAUAAGCUAAAGUCUUCAGCUGUCAUUCUACUGUUUCCGACGUUGUCAGUGUAA